Messenger RNA from Drosophila miranda, 4938 nucleotides. RefSeq names its product zinc finger protein 2-like. NCBI's taxonomy places the organism in Eukaryota, Metazoa, Arthropoda, Insecta, Diptera, Drosophilidae. The transcript has 12 exons. The coding region runs from base 601 to 3132 and encodes 843 amino acids. Gene Ontology annotation, molecular function: DNA-binding transcription factor activity, RNA polymerase II-specific; RNA polymerase II cis-regulatory region sequence-specific DNA binding. Gene Ontology annotation, cellular component: nucleus. The record is from RefSeq and is a predicted model, not a curated record. Gene Ontology annotation, biological process: regulation of immune system process; regulation of cytokine production; negative regulation of transcription by RNA polymerase II.
AAAUAAUAUUGGAGGAAAAAAGUGUGCGUUAUUUUGUUUAUAAAUUUAAUUGCAAAAACUGCACAUCAGCACACGGCGCGUCCACACACCAACCCAACACACACAUAGAAGUGCGGUGCGCCUUAUCAAUGAACCGAGUCGCAGCCUGAGACCUAACGCCCUGACCGAAAGGCACGCCACCGAAGUGAAUUUGUUCGCAAGAACGGAAAAAAAUGGCGCCCGCAGCCACAGAAGCAAACCCAAACCCAAAAGCAAAAGCAACUUGACUUUCUUUUCGGUCUAUAGUUCGUCGCCGUACUCGUCUCGUCUCGUCGUCGGCGACGAAUUUUCGUCGCAGUGCGAUCCCAAGUGAAAAAUAAUUAAAUUGUUGUGUGUUGUUCUGCACAAUACCAACACCAUUACCAUUACCGUUUGCACUUACUACUACUAGAGGAGGCUAGUAUUUUGUACGUGAUUUAAUACCACAUAUAAUACCAGCAACAGAGAAGUGCAAUUACAUUUGCGUUUGGAAAUUUUGCGCUUUUUUUUCUUUCGCCUCCCUUCCUCCACCAUACCAUCACUUCCCACUCUUCUCUAUCUGCCUCACUUGCUCCAUUUACAAUGUGCGCCGCCCAGAACCCACAGCCGCCCUUCGGCUACACCUGGGGCUUCGCAGACAACGGCAGCCGCACCGCCGAAUCGGUUCUGGAAAUAUCGCCCAACAUAAACUACACCGUCAGCGGGGAAUCGAUGCCCUAUCUGCUGUCCACGGAUGGAUCAUUGGCCGUACAAAAGGAUGUCAAAGGUGCUCUAACCGGCAAUAAGGGGAAUGUUGUGCGUCGCAUGUACGUUGUGAACGAUCCUUCGUUUCCGCCCGGUACACAGAGAGUAAUUACCACUGGGGGAGGCUCGUCGGUAGUCAAGAAACAGGAUUCGCAGCAGCAGGUGCUGAGCCUGGACAAGAACUAUCUCCUGGUCGAUCAGGCAACUGCCGCAGCAGCAGCAGCCGCGGCUGCCAGGGAUCCCUCGGUUGCUCACCACCACACAUUGACCAACGGUAGUAUUGUCGAUGCUAAGACCGGACAGACGGUGCUGACGGCGGGCUCCGCGGCUGCAAAGUCGCACUUUGGGUCAAUUGGGGCGCUGCACCUCACCCAAGAGGAGUGCAACGAGAUCCUGAUUAAGCGCGCCAUCGCUGCCGGCCACCAUCAGACGCACACAAUCACCGCUGCCGACGGAUCGCAUCAUCAUAGCUCGGCGUCUGGCGCGACACCAAGUUUCUGUUCCGUUGGCGGCGCAACAACACUCUUAGGUGACAUACUUCCUGGUAUUUCAGUUCAAGUCCAGAAAGUAAUACAAGGACUCGAAGAGAACGAGGACUCGCAGGGCGACGCACCCAACUUAAAGUUGGAGCCAGGCACAUUAGAGUUGUCCCCAAAGACCGAACUACAGGAAUCAAUGCAUUUCAGCGAAACGGACGCCACCAUCAAGAAGGAACGCCCGUACAGUUGUGAAGAGUGCGGCAAGUCUUUUCUGCUCAAGCAUCAUUUGACAACACACGCACGCGUGCACACAGGUGGUGAGCGACCCCAUAUCUGUUCCCAUUGCGGCAAGAGCUUUGCGCACAAACACUGUCUGAACACGCAUCUACUGCUGCAUUCAACCGACCGACCCUACCAGUGCCAGGAGUGCAAGAAGAGCUUCACCCUUAAGCAUCAUCUGCUGACGCACCCGCGCGUCCACAGCCGAGAACGACCUUUCGUGUGCCAGGAGUGCGGACGUGCCUUCCCACUCAAGCGGCACCUGGUCACGCACAGCAAAUUCCACGCCGGCGAACGUCCAUACGUCUGCGAGGAAUGCGGUGAGAGCUUUGCCCAGGAAAACCAUCUUAUUAUGCACUCGCGCUUCCAUGGUUCAUUGAAUCCAUUUGUUUGCGCUGAGUGCGGUGCCUCGUUUCCACGCAAGUUCCAGUUGGUGAAUCACGGACGCAUACACGGCAAGAUCCCCCACUCCUGCACCGUUUGCGGAAAAGAGUUUUUACAGAAGCGAACGCUAGUUUCCCACAUGAGACGUGUACACACCGGCGAGCAGGCGCAUCCCUGCGUCAGCUGCGGCGAGGGAUUCCUCACCAAGGCUGAGCUGCACCAGCACGUGCGGGCAGCGCACAAUGGCGUCAAUCCCAACACGAGCAGUGCCACCAUCAUUGCCAACCAACAGUUUAUCGAUUUCAAGCAGCUGCAACAGCCCCACCACCAUCCGGGACAACAUCCGCAGACGAUCACCGUCGUGAGUAACCCGGGCAACUCUACGCUUCUCACGGUCUCCACCACGGAUGCCAAUGGUGUGGCGCGUCCGCAGUUCGUUUGCCGCGAGUGCGGCAGCGCCUUCAACAGUCGCGAGGCCUUGGCUCUGCAUUUGCGACUGCACACCGGCGAUAAGAGUCUGAUGACCGAUUUGUGCGCCUUGACGGCAGCGCUGCCGGGUCACUUCUUGAGCACGGCCAGCCUGAACCCGGGCACUGUGGUGACAGCCAAUCCGAAUUUGGUGGGCCAGAACCCAGUGCCCGUGCAGAUCAUAUCGUCCACCGGCCAGGUUAUGUCGCAGACUACGCUGGUGCAGUCCGCCAACUCGACCCAUCCGCAGGCCGUAGUCACUGCCGUGCCAACGAUGCCCGUUCAUCAGCAACAGCACAUGCAGCACGUUGCCCAGCAACAACAACAGCAGCAGCAACAGCACGUGGUCAAUGUGGUGCCGGCCAAUAAGCCCAAGUCGCAUUUCUGCGUCAGCUGUGGCAAGGGAUUCGCCGCCAAGCACGGCCUCAUGCAGCACAACCGCCGCCACCCGAACGGCGGCUGUACGGUGCGCACUCACGUCUGCGAGUGCGGAAAGGCCUUCUUCCAGAAGAACCAUCUAAUGCUGCACCAGCGCCAGCACUUGGAGACGAAGCCAGCCAUAUCACAGCAACAGGAGCAGCAACAACAGGAGGCGACCGUGACAGCAUCAGCGUCUGGACAGCAUCCGGUGCAGGUGCAGAUCCUGCCCGAUGGCCACAUACACGGCAAGGUCAUCAAGUACGAGAUCUGCCGCAGUGUGCUGCCAGAGGAUCAGGCCACAGCACAGCAACAGCAGCAGGCAGGCAUGGAUGUGGAGUAGCCGAGAGCACCUCGAUGUGGAAUGUAAAUAAAUGUAGAUGACUAGGAAACACGCACGGAUACGAACAUGGACACGGACACCGAUAUGGACAUGGACACAGAGACAGACACGCACAUCCCUCCCAGAAGUGUCCUCAACUUUGGCGAACGCGGCGAUUCCCGUAACUGUAAUGUUUUAGUUAGUUCUUAGGCUAGCGGAUAAGUAAUGGGAUAAUCUGAUAAGUAAGCGUUACACACAUGCAUAUACUACCUACCUACCUUUUACCUACCACUUACAUAGACCUAUGUAACACCAUUUACAUAUACAUAUACACAGACAUAUAUAUAUAUAUAUACAUACAUAUAUAUAUAUAUAUAUAUAUAUAUAUAUACAUAUUCGAUAUAUAUAGACGUAGACGUAGUGUAUCUGUUAAUUUUGCGAUGCGUUGGUCGCAUCUAAAACAUCAACCUGAUUGCGUUGCGAGUUUUAAAGAAUUACGUUCGAUGGUUUAAUGCAUUACCCGACUUUUACUAACAAAUAUACAACCAUAUAUAGGACUAACAUAUACGAGGGUUGCUAUUUAUAUUUCGGGAAUAGGAAAUAAGAACAAUUUUUAAAUGAAAAUGGUUUUAUUGUUUUUCAAAAUAUUCCCCCUGAUGAUCAAUACACUUUUGCAUUCGCUUGAACCAUUGGUCAUAGCAGUUUUUCCACUCCUCUUGAGACACCUCCAAAACAUGGUUUUUAAACUCUUCAACUGCUUCUUCGGCGCUCGUAAAACGUUGACAACGCAGUUUUUUUUUUGAUGUUAGGGAAUAAAAAGAAGUCAUUGGGUGCCAAGUCAGGACUGUAGGGAUGAAGAGUCAUAAAGAAGACGUUUUGACUGCUUAAAAAUUCACCUGUUUGUCGAGAUGUGUGCGAGCUCGCAUUGUCAUGAUGGAGAAUGAUUCGUGCUCGGCAGUUGGUUUUGCGAAUGUCUCCGAAGACCUCCGGCAAACAAAUGGUCGUGUACCACUCAGAAUUGACAGUCCUACGUUUCUCUAGCGGAACAGUGGCCACAUGACCCAUUCUCCCGAAGAAACAGGCGACCAUUUGCUUCGAAGUGCUUCGUGCUCGAACAACUUUUGUUGGAUUUUGCUCAUCUUGAAACACCCACACGGUCGAUUGCUGUUUAGUUUCCGGCUCAUACGCAUAUAUCCAUGAUUCAUCACCUGUUACGAUUUUAUAAACAUCUUUUGAAGCACCUCGGUCGAACUUUUUAAGCAUUUCCUUACUCCAAUUGACACGAUCCUUUUUUUGAGCGAGUGAUAAGUUAUGGGGUAUCCAACGAGAGCAAACCUUUUUUACAACUAAGUGUUCAUGUAAAAUGGAAUGUAUUGAAGUGGAACUAAUGUGCAAGGAUGCCUCUAUCUCACGAUAUGUCACAUGUCGAUCUUGCACUAUCAGUUCACGCACACCAUCGAUGUUUUGUGACACAACAUUUGGGCGACCUUCACGGAAUUCGUCAGCGACUGAACUACGACCACUAUUAAACUUUGCAAACCAGCGAUAAACUGUCGUUUUUGAUGGUGCUUUCUCGCCAUAUAAAGAACUAAGUUCAUCAACACAUUCUUGUUGGGAUAAUCCACGUCGAAAGUUGUGAAAAAUAAUCCAACGAAAACGCUCUCGAGAAAUUUCCAUUUUUUUGCCAAAUUUUUUUUUUAAAGUGAUUAUGAACAAAACAAAAACCUAUUGUAAAAUUGUGCAACCCUCGUAUGCUAAGUGUAAAAUGUAAACAUAUAAACAGAAACAAAAAUAUACAUAGACCACUACGGAUAGUUGUAGACACUA